AAACCGAUUUUUCCAGAUGUCACACAAACGUCUCAGCCGUCUAGUUUCUGACAAUUACAGUUAUUUGACAUAAGAAAAUCAAAAAGUGUACGACCAAAAAUAUCAACAAUUAAUAUUUUAAAGAUAAAUUUGAAGUUCUGCGAUGUUAGUUGUGUUCUAAACAUGCUCGGCCUGGAGGGGGAGCUACUGGAGUCCAGCCAGCGGCGGAAGCAUGGCGGUCCAGUCUAUAAGUUAUUGUACACCCUACGAUCUGGCCACACGCCGCGGGAACACCAUGGCGAUGUGGCUGAGCUGCAACGGCGAGGUCUGGGGGAUGGGCCCCACGGCGGUGUUCGCCAGCGCCGCGGCCCUCUUCCUGUACAGCGAGCUUCGGGCGACCAUCAACACUGGCGGCGCUCCGGCGCACCCUACAAUGCUAGAGAAUUCGCUGAUUUCGACGAUGGUAUUGGGAAUGCUGGCGCUUAUGGUCCACCUGUGGGUGUGUUUCACGCGGUUUUUCCUGUAUUAUUUGGACACUUUAAUUAGAGACAGCCCGGGCGUCUUGCUAGAGAUGACGACUGUGGGCCUGCUGGGCGGAGAGAGCGAGCUGGUGCCGCUGGGCCCACUAACACGCUUUAUGCGCCAACAGCAGAGUCAAAUACACAUCACCGCCUGCUGGUUCCUCGCCCUCUGUUACGCCGAUUUCAUCAGGAAGCACUACUGUGAAAGAUUCACCGUGCCAUACUUAGAACAAUGGCAAAACGAGCUGCAUGUUUACACCGCCCGAGGAGUGAACAGGACCAUUACGAACAUCCAGACAUUCGUAGCCAACGUGCAGCAGCGCCUCAGCACCCGAGAGCCGGAGCCGGCUCCAACUAGCUAUGCACAAACUGACAGUGCGUUGUACAAGAGGAGAGCGUCAUCGGUGGAUCUGCGGGCGUUCGCGGCACAGUUGGCGAGUUCCAGCCCCGUGGGUGGCCGGCGCACCAGCGACUCCGCCCUCUACUGCAAGAAGCAUGACGGACCUCUACCACCCCUACCCUUUCCGAUACAAAGUAACGACACCACCGGUGAAGCGAUCGAGAAGCUUAAACAUUUUAUAAAUGCCACCAGGUGUUAUUGUAAUGCCGACAAACCAUGUGUUGACAACACCACGUCAACGAAUGUUUUAUGGCGAUGAAAAUGUUGUACAAGAAAAAUAGAAAAUAAAUUAAUCUAUGUCGUAA
This is a messenger RNA of Papilio polytes (common Mormon), 1205 nucleotides long. RefSeq lists its product as uncharacterized. The transcript is spliced from 7 exons. NCBI's taxonomy places the organism in Eukaryota, Metazoa, Arthropoda, Insecta, Lepidoptera, Papilionidae. Bases 212 to 1159 code for a protein of 315 amino acids. The record is from RefSeq and is a predicted model, not a curated record.